Molecule: messenger RNA, 696 nt
Organism: Andrographis paniculata
Lineage: Eukaryota; Viridiplantae; Streptophyta; Magnoliopsida; Lamiales; Acanthaceae
Exons: 1
Coding region: 1-696 (231 amino acids)
Source: RefSeq, a predicted model, not a curated record
AUGAAUGGCCGUGGACCUGGCCCUGCCCCUGUCCCUAGCCCUGGUGGCCCUCCUCGCCCUGCACCUCCCCUCCCCCCUCCUCCUGCUCUCUCCAGAUCCAACAACAACAUCAACAACAACCACCCCCUCCUUCCCUAUCCUUAUGAUGCCAAAUCCAGGACCGGCCGCACUAACUUAGCAUCGUGUGCCGUCGCCACCGUGUUCCUACUCGCCAUCGCCGCAGCUGCCGUCGCCGUCUACUUCUUCGUCUUCAAGCCCAAGCCCCCUCUCAUCGCUGUUAACGCCGUUCAGUUCCCCGCCUUCUCCGUCUCCAACGGCACCGUCAACUUCGAGUUCUUCCAGUACGUCACCGUUACCAACCCCAACCGCGACGAGUUCGCGCACUACGACAGCUCCCUGCAGCUGGUCUACUCCGGCGAGCCCGUGGGGGUCGUUUUCAUCCCCGCGGGCAGGAUCGUGGGCGGUGGAAGGCAGAAAAUGUCGGCCAAAUUCGACUUGCAGAAGUACCCUCUCCCGGCGCCGGCGAAGGCCGCGAUCGGGGUGGUGGAGGGGGGGACCAUGGAGAUAGAGACGCGGAUGAAGCUAGCGGGGAGGGUUAGGGUGCUGAAGGUGUUCAUGCACCGAGUGGAGAGUAGGGUCAAGUGUGGGGUGUCGGUUGAGGCCACGCGAGGGGCCGUUCUGGGCCUCCAAUGCUGA